Notolabrus celidotus (New Zealand spotty) is the source of this 4175-nucleotide messenger RNA. RefSeq names its product tetraspanin 5a (gene tspan5a). Gene Ontology annotation, biological process: regulation of vascular endothelial growth factor signaling pathway; protein maturation; protein localization to plasma membrane. The transcript has 11 exons. The coding region runs from base 310 to 1185 and encodes 291 amino acids. The record is from RefSeq and is a predicted model, not a curated record. Lineage: Eukaryota; Metazoa; Chordata; Actinopteri; Labriformes; Labridae. Gene Ontology annotation, cellular component: membrane.
UCAGUGACGACCUCCCUCAGCAGCGGCCCCGCCCUCUGCAGGCGCAUUUCUCUGAGAAGCAGCGGAUCAUCUUUAUCCAGCAGUUCACCUCUUUAUUAUCAGAAUUAUUAACAUUCAGCUGAACCAGUGAUAGGGGGAAACCAGACUCCUCAGAUCAUGGUCCUGGUGCGGAUCUGUAGCGGGUCUGUGGACGUCUGAAGCUCACGGAGUGAGAUGCUUCCCCGGGGUGCUGAACCUGCUCCGUCCCGCACACAAAGCCUGUGAAGCAGGCCGAGUUUUUAUCUUCCUCCGCGCAGAUGAUGCUCAAACAUGACGGGGAAUCAUUUCAAAGGCCAGGAGGUCAGCUGCUGCAUCAAAUACUUCAUUUUCGGAUUCAACAUCUUGUUCUGGCUGCUGGGCAUGGCCCUGGUGGGAAUCGGACUUUGGGCCUGGAGUGAGAAGGGCGUUCUGUCCAACAUCUCCUCCAUCACAGACCUGGGGGGUCUGGACCCGGUCUGGCUCUUCAUGGUGGUUGGGGGAGUGAUGUUCAUUCUUGGAUUUGCAGGAUGCAUCGGAGCGUUGCGGGAAAACACGUUCCUGCUGAAGUUUUUCUCUGUGUUUCUGGGGAUCAUCUUCUUCCUGGAGCUAACGACGGGGAUCCUGGCGUUUGUGUUCAAGGACUGGAUUAAAGAUCAGCUCAACCUGUUCAUCAACAACAACAUCCGGGCGUACCGGGACGACAUCGACCUGCAGAACCUCAUCGAUUUCACACAGGAAUAUUGGGAGUGCUGCGGAGCGUUUGGAGCCGACGACUGGAACCUGAACAUUUACUUCAACUGCACCGACGGGAAUCCGAGCCGGGAAAAGUGUGGCGUCCCCUUCUCCUGCUGCACCAAAGACCCAGCGGAGGACGUCAUUAACACGCAGUGUGGAUACGACAUUCGAGCUAAACCGGACUCGGAGCAGAAGGACUACAUCAACGUGAAAGGCUGCGUGCCUCAGUUUGAGAAGUGGCUGCAGGACAACCUGACCCUGGUGGCGGGGAUCUUUAUCGGGGUUGCUCUGCUGCAGAUUUUUGGGAUUUGUUUGGCUCAGAAUCUGGUGAGCGACAUCGAGGCCGUGCAGGCGAGCUGGGUGCCCCCCCCUCUCUCCAUGCGCCGACUCCCUCCACACUCCAGCAAGAAAGCAUCGGCUUACUACACAUGAGACACACACACACAUACAUGCUGUAUGUGUGUUUGUAGCCGUUUCUUCACCUAACGCUGAAAAGGCAUUUCAACUCUAACAGCUGUGGGUCUUGAACGUGCCACCUUGAACACAUCAUCGGGGCGUUCGAGGACCUCACGAUCACCUGAACCACUUUGGUCACUGAACCAGCACCUUGUUUCUGAGGCACUAAUAAGAUGUGAAAUCUGUGUACAUAAUAACACUGUGUGUAAAAAGAUCACCGAUGGAGAGAUGGUUCAACACGCACGCCAUGCAGACCUUCACCACGCUCCAGUUUUGAUAGAAACGUGUAGAGAGUAGGAGUUUUGAUACAUCUUUUUGAUAUUAGAUCGGUAUUUUUCACUGUGGAAGACGCUCCAUGAACUCACUCAUCGUGUAGAACUGUCCAUCAUAACGCCGUUCAUCACUCUGAGGAGGGCUGCUCGUUUAAAGGCUCUGUGCUUGUUUAUGUGCUGUAACACAUUCUGACCAGACUGAGGCGCUGCAGAGUCACGAAGGCUUCAAACAGUUACGUACCUUACACUGGAUCUGGAUUUUUGGUUACAAUGACACGUUUAGGAUGUUUGUUCAAUGACAGGAGACUGAAGGACUUUUCUUUAAGCUGCAUUAAUCCUGUUGACCUGGACCUGCCGAUACGUCUCCAUCCUGCUCAGCAACCAAACAGCUGACUUUAUGUAAGUUUCCUGAAAAGAGGUAGAGAUGAGACCGUUUCUCUCUGACCACAAAGUACUCAAACUUCUCAGAAUAAAGAGUCACUACUUCAAUAAGAAGGGAUGACAGUAAAGGGUCAUUCUGGUGUUUUUAAGAAACAUUUUAAAGGCAGCUUAAUCGAUGAAGUAGAUUGAAACACAUUUGCAAUGAAACGUGCUUCAUGAAGGAAAAAAACAAUUGAAAAAUCGAAAAGUAUGUUAAAUUUUUUUGUACCAACGAGUAUUUUAGACCCAAAUAAUGUCAAAUAAAAGAGGGUGUAAGGUGUUAAGAUCCUCCUCAGUAGAUUUAAAUUGUCAGUUUUCACUUGGCAGCUUGAAUUCAGAGAUAUAUCGCUUCUCGCUUUUUUAAACUCUUUUUCAGUAUGAUAGUUAUUUAUACGGUUAUGUCUAUACGCCCAAACACUACCUGGUUGCUGCGUUUAUUCCUCCUCUUAUUGUGAAGGGUUACAGAUUAAACUUUGUCCCUGCAGUUAAAAACAUCCCUGCUAUAGAGGAUACUCGAGAUGUGUCAGCCGUGCACUGUUUAGCCUGAGCCAUUUGUUCAAAUGUUUAAUCUGGAUCAGAUUUGGAAGUUGACUUCUUUAAAUCGAGAAUAAAGUAAUCCAGUUUACAUUUGUACAAGUUUUAGGAGUAAAACUGGAUUGGAUCAUCCAGAUUCAGAUACAGAUAGAUAGAUAGAUCUUUAUUUGUCCUUAAUAAGGAGAUUUGUUGCCAGACUUUCGAAAGUGACCAUAUCGGGGUUAUCAGAGCUCUAAGUGGGACUGGAUAUGACAUUCUGUGUCCACAGGGGGCACCAAAGUCCGCACUAACAGAGAACUCUUCGCAGGCACUCUAUUUCAUUUUAAUUAAGGUUGCAACUUUGGGCAAAGGAGAGAAACAGGAUCUGUGGAGAGCAGAGAGUGGCAGGAUGGCAUAAGGCAAAGGGUCGAGGUCCGGAGUCAAACCGGUGGCCGCUGCAACCGGGACCAAAGCCUCCGUACAUGGGGCACUUUGAACUUUUUUAAUCACCCUGUUUUCAUGUUUUGAUCCAAACUGCUUCAAUCGGAUCAGAUUACUUUUAAAGUGAGCCCAGAUUAACAUAGCUCUGAAUGGGAUUACAUACUUGGUCCACAGGGGGCGCUAGAGUUCAAGCAAACUGACAGAUCCUCAAAACUGCUAUUAGUCAAACUUUCUCAUUAUGGAAGAAACAGCUACUGAAAUAAUUCCUUCAUUUUCACAACUCUAUAGUGGACUUUUUGAAAAUCUUAAUUCCUGUAAUCCAGCCCUCUGAUAGGAUUAGGGUAAUCUUGAGUCUUUGGAUCAAAGGUAUCCACGUCCUGCUCUUAAUUUCUCACCAACACAAACCCUGAUAAAUCUGAUCUGAUUUCACAGUCCAGUUUUAUUCUUAGAAGAUUUGAUCUAAUCUGAUAGCUCUAAUCUGAUCAGAUUACAUUUAAACAACACGGUCCUUGUUAAUAAUUCGACCCCCAGACACGCCUCAGAUUAUUUCUUCCAAACCUCUGUGGACCGGAGGAAUAACGACAGCAACCAGUAACAUUUUUUCUGACUUAUCUGUGGCAUGUGAGUCUUAAAGGUACAGUGUGUAGAAACAGGAAUAUCUAACAGAUUGUUACGCUCCCUUGCUCACCCCUCCUGUUAGUGAAGUACAGUGGCCUUCGAGGACAUGAAGCUCCUGUGAUUCUUAAUACAGUUAGCGGAGGCUAAAAACUACCCACUGCACCUUUAAAAAUGACCCACUGCACCUUUAAAAAUGACCCACUGUACCUUUAAGAUGGUUUUGAUAAAUAUUUAAAUUUCUGUUUUUUAAAAGGGAAAGAUGUUUGUAUUCUGAAAGUAAGAACUGAAGAAGGUAAUGUCUGUGAAGCUGAAUGAUGAGAGAAAUGAGACUCAGUCCUUUAACAAGAACACUAAAUAAAGAGUUAACGCCCUCACUCUUAAAGGGGUAACCCGCUUUAUUUAAACAUUUUUAAGACGUUAAAAGGAAGGAGUUCAUCCUUCUACUUGUAUGACUCUGUAAUGUUUGCAGCUGUAACUUUAUUCUGUUGAAGGACGUAAACGUUUUUAAAGAUUGGUGGUAUAUACACGAGCCGUGAAAAAGUCCUCUGUGUGUAUUUUUAACUUUUCUUCAUGUUGUGAGACGAACAGUUUUGAACAUUUUAAUAUUUCUCUACAUUUCCGCCCUAACUUGAAUGAAAACGAAGGUUGAAGAAGAUUGUUUCUCACUGUGUUGUUGCAGAUUAAAUCAGUAUGAAUAAUGAA